AUGAAAGAUUUACAAUAUUUAAAAAUUGAUAAUAAUCCAAUUCGUUUUCCACCAAGAGCUAUUUAUAUAAUGCCAAAAAGUGAUGAAAAAGAAGAAGUUUAUCAAGAUGAAAUGACAAAUAAUAAGCUAUUAAAAAAAUCUUCUUCAGUUGAUAGUAUUAACAAUCUGGAAUAUAAUUUGGAUUCACGUAUAACUAGUGAAAAUUCAAAUUUUUUAAAUACUAUAACCGAGGAUGAACAAGUAACCUCUAAAUUUGAAAAGAAAAGAGCAAGUCCUAAAUUAAGUAUAGAUUUACCUUCACGUCGUGAUAGAAGUUUUAGCAAUGACUUGGAUCUUGCAUUAAUGAGCUCUCGUAGCACUUCUGCUCGAGUACAUUCAAAAAGCUUUUCUCAUACUCAUAAUUCUCCAACAAAUUCUCAUGCAAUUCUGGAGGAGCGUAACAGUGAAUUUUAUUUUCAAAGACUCAAAACUCUUCCUCCGACUGAACAUCUUAGAAUGAGUGAUAUCUCUUUGAGGGAAGCUAGUCGAAAUAUCUUAUACGCGUUAUCUCAAGUCCAUAAAGCUUUACGUCAAUUUGUAAUUUUUACCGGCAAUGAAAAGAUAUUUACUGUUGAUCUUAAUAAGACUAAUCAUUCAAUAGGACAAUUAUGUGCUGCCUUACAAAAAUUUGAUAAUUUUGCUUUGCAAGCAACAGGUGAUGCUGAGCAUUUAGUCAAAUUACUUGGUGCUUGUCAAGAGAAUAUAGCAAAUUUCAAAGUUCUCUUAGAUCUAUUGAAUAAACAUCUUAAAUAUUUAACUCAACCUUCGGAAAAUUUUCGUUAUUCACGAACCCUUCUCUUAAUGUUUCAUGGUGCUACUGUGGAUAUUAAAUUUGCUUGGGAAAAUAUAUCUCCUCUUUUGAAUAAUAAUACUCCUUUUACAGGUUCUUCAACACCUAUGCGAUCAAAAUCAAUGUCACGUUCAAAUAGUAGUAGCAAUCUUAAUAGUGUUCCUCAUUCUUCUGCGUCUGUAAUUAAUGGUUCCUCAAGCGGUGUUAGUACUCCGUCUACUGCUGGAAUGUCUCCAUCUUCUUCUCUUGGUCCAUAUUCUGCUGGUUUGAUAAAUAACUCUUAUACGGACAUUGCAUUACCAAUUUCAAUAUUUGACCAAAUGCUUUCAAAGGUUGAUGCUGCUAUCAAGUCUGUGGAGAAUGUUGGAAAACAUUUAAUCGAUCAAUUAGACACUGCCAUUGGAUCAUCUACAGAUGAAUAUGCUCCCACAUUACCUGUGAAAAUAAAGUUAAAAGAAUUAAGAUCACAUGUUAAAAGUGUAUUGGAUGUAACUAAGCAAUUGAAAAAAUCUCGGUUGGCUGUAAAAUUGACACAAAAAGAAGAUUUGAGUAUACAACUUAAAGAAACUGUGAAAAUGUCUACAUUAGCCAAAGAUAUUUCACAAGAAUGGCAACUUAGUAGUAAAGUUAUGACAGGACUAGGCCUUGUCACUAAAUCUAAUAUCGAAUUGACUGAUAUUCUUCGAGCAAUUGAAGAAUGGCUUGUAAUGCCACCACCUUCACCAUCACCUCCAAAUGAAACACAAAGAUCAAUUAAAAAUACUGUUCUUUUUUCUGAUGGUAUUGAGGAGAAAUAUACUUAUGAGGAGCCCGAGGAACUUCCUAGUUCAAGUCUUGAUGAAUCCACUCAAAGCAAAGAAAAUGAAGUUAGUGAUAGUGGAAAUAAUGCUAUACAAGUAGACGUGACUGUAGAACAUUAG
Messenger RNA from Racocetra fulgida, 1749 nucleotides. The record is from the annotation of a GenBank genome assembly. NCBI's taxonomy places the organism in Eukaryota, Fungi, Glomeromycota, Glomeromycetes, Diversisporales, Gigasporaceae.